AUGGCAGCCAGCGCGAUGCGCGGUCGUCUUGCACUCUCUGACCCGUCGGUCAAAGAACUCGCGCAAGCCAGCUGUGCUCACGAAAGUUACUAUAAUACUCUACCCAAACUAGAAGGGGAAGCUAAUUGGCAACAAUGGAGCGAUGCAUUGCAACACGCCGCGUUGAUGGCUGGCACUGACACCGUCCUCAAUGGCGAAGCAAAGCACCCUCAAUCACUCGAAGGCAAGCAAUACACUACUACAGAAAGGAACGACAACGUCAAGCGCACUGCCAUCUGGCGAGCUCGCAACGAAAGCUUACUCAAAGCUAUGCGCAGCGCUGCAGACAUCGACUUAACUGACCUUGGAGCCUCAAACGCACACGACACUUAUGUCAGUCUCAGAUCCAGAUACCAUGCCUCCGAUGACCAGCGAGCAUUCAGAUUAUUCAGUGAGGACCUCAUCACGGAAUAUGAGUUCGAUCACUCACCCGAAGAGUUCGCCUAUGGACUUCAGGAUGCUUUCAACCAGUACAACCAACUCGUCGGCGAUGACGUCGAGCAGCGUCUUCCGGAAAACUUCUUGAAGAUGGCUCUUCUCGUUUCGCUUGGCUCUGCUUAUCAUGAUUGGUGCAAAGCAUUGUUGAGAGAACGCGAUGUUUUAGCGCUGGGCCAUGGGUCGACUGUGACAUUCGACGAGCUUGUCGAGUUGGCUAUAGUCGAGCACACUCGGUUGUUACAAGAACAGGCAAGAGGAUCUGCCUCUACAUCUGCACCGCUAUCACAACAAGCGCCAAAGCGUAACAUCUCUCUAGUCGAGGAGCCGGCUCGGCUGGAUCUGCACAAGCCCUGCAGUGUGCCACAUCAUAGCAACGGCGACCACACGAACCAGGUCUGUAUGGUUCAGAAUCCUCGACUACGCUUCCUGGGCUGGAAGCCUAGCAAGGCCGAUGAGAUGUGGCUUGCAGAACAUCCAGACAUUGAAUACCUGCAAGUGGGCAACAUUACUCAACACACUGCAACUGCUCAGCCAGAUCUACGCAGACCAUGUAGUCUGCCGGAUCAUGUCCAAAUGAAACAUACAGAUCAGGCCUGCUGGACUCAAAAUCCCCAAAUGCGCCGAAGAAGCUGGAGACCUAGCGAAGCCGACCAGAGGUAUCUUGCAGAACACCCAGAGAUCGAGGAUCCACAACUGCGCAACAUCUCCCUGAGAAGUUUUGAUGAUGUGUCCGAGGAUGCAUCUAAGGAUGAAUCAGAGAACAGAUCUGAUAACUACCCCGAUGAAGAAUCCGAGCAUGACUCUGAGAACAGCUAUGACGAUGGCUCUGAGUGCGAUGUUGAGAGAGACUCUGAGCACGAAGAUGCAAGUGAGCAAGAGACUUUCGCUCGCGAUCAAGACGACACGCCUACGGCAAAGGAUUUUAACGACAUCAAUUCUGAAGAUCUUCCCCAGGCUGAUGGAGCUUGGGAACAGUUCGCAGCUGCUCGUUUUGCCGAGGUACAAGCACAGAUAGAUCUUGUCGCUCGCGCUGUGGAUGGGUGCCAGAAUUUUGGCAAGAAGGUUCACAAGAAUGCGCCUCUUGUAGGAGAUCUAUCUGGACAAUGGGUGCUUUACAACAAGGGGCUUGUUUCAAGUACGGUCGAUCACUACACCAUAGAAUUGUGGGAGAAUACCACAAACAAACAGAAGCAGAUGCACCCAACGACUCGACGAUAUCGUGGGAAGCUAAGCAUCAAAUCUCACGGACACUCAACGACGUUCACUAUUCCCAAUAUCUUGCCACAUUCCCGUGUUUCAGGUCAUCCAUUGUCGGUGGUAUUCAGACAGUCCAAGAAUAUAUACGCAGGGAAGUUGACCUUCUGGGGUAGGGGGAAGAUGAUUAUUAGCAUUCCACCAUCUGUCCUCGGUGAGGCGGAUUGCAACGAUUCCCGGUUUGUAUUUGCAGGCCUCCGAUCUGACACUGUUGUCAACUCAUCUGCUGCCGAGGCCCAGGCGCACAUGGGCGGUUCUGACGAGAGCAGAGACAACGAAGCAGGCGCGAUUACUCGUAAUCAACCUGCUGAGCGCGUCGAGCGCAACGGCCGUGCCGAAGCGACCGGUGAGUAUGAUCGAGUCAUUAGAACAGAACCAAGCACUGUUGUGACUGUUAAGGACGAGAAAGGAGACUCAGAUGUGAUCAUGAACAACGAUGAUCAGCCUGUCGUUAUCAAGGCUGAAGAGCCCGAAACCAUUGCCUCAAACGAUGAGUUGGAUGAUGAUGUCGCGGCCAUCAUCGACACUGUACAGAAGCAAGAGAACAUGGUCAAGCAGGGUACGAACAAGCGUCUUCAACAACUCGGCGGCGAAUGGCGCUUCCAUUCGGCGAAACACAAUCCAGACCUUGGUGGUGGUAUCUCGCUCUCUUUCAGUAUCCGCCAAAAUCAUGAUAUCCCAGAUCAGAUGUGUGCUCCUGGUCACUGCAAAGCCAUGCCUACCCACUCCGAUCGCUAUCCUCGUCGAAUCUUCUAUUGCGGAGAGCUACAUCUCAAGGGAGAGGAAGGAAAGCCCGAUUUGGACUAUCUCAUCAGGCAGUUUGAUUUACCAAAGCGCGCCUCCCCUGUUCACAUCACAAUCUUAUUAGAAAAUCGCUCUGAUCAGGACACGAUCUGCAUGCACACGUGGUUCUUCGGUGAUGGCACGAUGCGCAUUGAGCUCCCGACUGCGAAGAUACCCGGUUAUCGAGGUGAAGAUGCAUGGAUCUCAUUCUCGGGUCUUCAAUGUGACAGACCAACAGGUGUUUGA
Aureobasidium namibiae CBS 147.97 is the source of this 2760-nucleotide messenger RNA. RefSeq lists its product as uncharacterized. The transcript has a single exon. NCBI's taxonomy places the organism in Eukaryota, Fungi, Ascomycota, Dothideomycetes, Dothideales, Saccotheciaceae. Bases 1 to 2760 code for a protein of 919 amino acids. The record is from RefSeq and is a predicted model, not a curated record.